Purpureocillium takamizusanense is the source of this 4861-nucleotide messenger RNA. RefSeq lists its product as uncharacterized. Gene Ontology annotation, biological process: protein import into nucleus; RNA export from nucleus. The record is from RefSeq and is a predicted model, not a curated record. The transcript has 3 exons. Gene Ontology annotation, cellular component: nuclear pore. The coding region runs from base 345 to 4661 and encodes 1438 amino acids. Gene Ontology annotation, molecular function: structural constituent of nuclear pore; protein binding. Lineage: Eukaryota; Fungi; Ascomycota; Sordariomycetes; Hypocreales; Ophiocordycipitaceae.
CGACAAUCACCAUUGCUAUUAGCCGCUCCCAAGGCCGCGAUGCCAACGUAGCUCUGACUCGCCCUUUCUUCGCUCGCCCCGAGAUCGACAACUUGUGACACUCGACGCGUCCCUGAGCCCCCCCGUUUCGUGUCUUGCCUAGACCCCUUUGGUCUUUGUCAAAAGACAGCUUAAUCAACCCACGGGCCACCCUUGCUUUCCCCGGUUUGCAGCAGAUUCUCAAGAUCUGCGACGCCAAAAUAUCAAAACUGUCGCUCCCUCACGCAGACCUACCCACCGAUGCGGCAAACCUCUUCAUAAUAUCUCGAGCACUCUCCGGGGCUCUGAUCUUCCUCGCCGCAAACAUGGCCUUCGGCUUCUCCUCGAACGCGGGGAAUCCCCUGGGUGGAGGUGGAGGUGCCGGAGGCGCAAACAUGGGCCCCGAUCUGGAAACCAUACAGACUGAAGCCCUGGGGUUUCUGUCGGUCGCCAGCGACGCCAAGGUUCGUCUGACGAGCCCUUGGUCGUCCUCGCUUCCCGCCCCAACCUCGUCCCUCCUCAGCAUCGCGUCGCGAAAGGGCCUCGUCGCGGCCGCUGGCCCCGAUCAGCUAGUCAUAGCCUCAACCGAGUCCGUUCGAAAAGCAUUCGAGUCUCCGAAAGAUGGCGAUUCCGAUGUGCGAAGCUUCGAGCCGCAGCUUCGAGUUCCCAUGUCAAUGCGGAUCGCGCAAGUCGCCUUCACCGCGGACGAGAAAUACUUGGUCCUCUCCGCUGAAUCAGGUGGCGGACUUGCAGUCUAUGAAGUACAAAGCCUUCUACAAGGCUCGACGAGCACUACAUUCGAGCUCUCAACGAAUGGCGAAUCGCUGCGAUCGCUGAUUCCGAACCCGACGACGGAAAAGGCUGAGCUGUGUGCCAUUGUGACGACCAACGGCAACUUGCACAUGGCCGACCUCAAUGAAAGGUUAUUGAGCAGCACCCUCAAGACCCAGGUCAGCUGUGUGAGCUGGAGCACGAAAGGAAAGCAGCUCUGCGCCGGGUUGGCGGACGGCACCAUCCACCAAAUGACGCCGUCAGGCGAGGCCAAGGCCGAGAUCCCGAAACCGCCUGGCCUGGACAACUGCCACGUAUCGUCAUUGACGUGGCUGGAAAACAACCUGUUCCUCUCCAUUCACACGACCACCAACGCAGAUCCACCAUCCUCGGUGUACCAUAUUAUCACGAGGCAGCCACCGGCAUCUUUCACGUUCCAGAAGCUUGCUGACCCCGUUGCCCCCUUCGCUCUCGACAAGACACCCCACCAUUCCAUCCUUCGAUUGAAGGAUUUCGAACCUGAUCUCCAGGACCUCCUUAUCGUGUCGUCUACGGCUUCUACGGAGAUUGGCUUGCUAAGCCGAUCCAAGGCGCCUCUAGCAACGGACAAGCCAGCAGAUUCGAUUACUAGCGUAUUCACCACCACAGAGCUCCUGGACGAUACCAAGCGACCGACACUACCCAUGACUGACUCCAUGGACGACUCUACGCCUGUCGGAUUCGCCAUUGAUCUGUCAAGCAAGGACAAGGUUUACAAACCUAUCCCGGCAGAUGAAGAGCUCGAAGAGUCUCGGGGUCCUCUUCCAGGACUAUGGGUCUUGACUCACGAAGGUAUUCUUUGCUCUUGGUGGGUGGUGUACACGGAUUCCAUUAAGAAGGGAACGACCUACUCUGGCUUUGCAGCCCUCGAAGGUGCCCCAGCUGCCUCUACGCCGAAGCAGCCGGUACCUGCAGCCUCGAGCGGCCCAUUUGGUAGCACUGGUGGUUCUGCAUUUGGCUCGUCUGCAGCACCCGCCAUGCCGGCGUUCGGCGCAUCGACUCAGCUUGGAUCGAGUUCAUCGCCGUGGGGCGCUUCGGCCGCCAAGACAUCGUCCAAUACCGGCGGCGCUACCUUUGGUUCUAGUUCCUUCGGAGGUGCGCCGUCGGGCUCCCCGGCAUUCGGAAAGCCGAGCGCCGUAGGGUUUGGGCAGGCAUCGCAGGUUGGCAUGAGGACAUCGCCAUGGGGCAAUUCAGCUGGCGGAUUCUCUGGCUUCGCUAAAGGCGGGAACAACCAGAGCCCCUUCGGAAGCGCAGCCACAGCCGCGCCCUCAGGGGGCGGCUUCUCUGGUUUUGCUAAGCAGUCGGGCUUCGCAUCGGUGGGCGAGGGCAGCGGCGGCUCAAGCAUCUUUGGCGGCGAUAAGAAGCCCGCCAUAAAUCCUUUUGCGACCAGCGCAUCCAACGCGGACACUUCGUUCCCUGCCAAGGACAACAAGCCGUCCGGUGGCCUCUUCGGCUCAACGCCGUUCAAGCUCGAGUCGUCCUUCAAAGCGGACCCAUCGCAAAGCGAUAGCAAUGAGAAACCGUCCGCGCCGUCAGGAUCUUCUCUGUUUGGCAACGCAUUCGGUUCAGCGCUCAAUGAUGCGAACAGCCAGCCUCGAUCAACGACACCCCCGGCCAAGGAUGAAGACAUGGAUGCGGAACAGACGGAGCAGACGCCGCAAGCCGCGCCACCGAAGUCCCUCUUCUCCCCGCAGUCAAACGAAGAGUCGACUACGCCGAAAUCGACUCCGGCGCCGGGCAGAUUUGGAUUUCCCUCAUCGCCGGCUCAGGCUCCGGGGACGUCCCUCUUUGGCCAGCCCACCAAGCUCGGAAGCCAAAGUACUGGAUUCUCUGGAUUCUUCUCGCAAAGUGCAUCAAAGCCCCCUGUCGAGCCAGAAACCCCCAAAAUUAAAGUUGAGGAGCAGGAUGAUCCUCUGCCACCGGAUACCACUAGCAAGGCGUCGUACCCUCUUGGAGAGUCCUCAUCCUCUUCAGCGGCCUCGAAUGCUGCCAACAAGUCGUUCGAAUCGACGACGCCACCGAAGGCGGAUGAUGCGCCGCUGCCUCCAGAUUUUACCGCCGCCGCCACGCCCAAACCUGGCAAGCUUUCGACAGACGCGCCAUUACCGCCCGACUUCACCAAAGUCGGCGAGACGGUUUCGAAACCAAAGGAAGUGGAUGACGCACCGCUGCCCCCCGACUUUGCCAUGCCCUCUAAACCUGCCCCUGCGGAUGAUGCGCCUCUGCCCCCCGACUUUGUUUUGCCCAGCGCCCCGUCGAAGGAGGCGUCUGCUAUCCCAUCAGUUCCUGAGGAUGAGGGUGACGAGAGUGACUUGGGCGAAGACAAUGCCUCAGAGGGCAGUGGUGUGGAUGUCGCGAAGGAUCUCAGCCCUUCGACGAGCGGCCUUUCGCCAACUCCCGGGUUCACCCCACAGAGCUCCUUCGGAGGCUUGGGACGCCAGGCGCCUGCUACCGCCAAGGCGGACCAGGAGCGGCCAAAGCCGUUGUUUGGCGAGAUCAGCCGCAACGCGCCGCUGUUCCCGCGGCCGAGUGCCGCAAGCCCCCGUUCGCCAAGUCCCGUUCGCGGCGCUGUGCCACAGAGGGUGAUGAGAUCUGACUCUGCUCGAUCAGUCAGUGCCCCUGGAAUGGCAUCCCAGAUACUGGGGCCCAAGAAGCCAGCGGAGUCACAGCUCGGGGCUUCGAUCAUCAGCCGGGAGAGACUAGCAAAUGCCGAGGACCAAUUCCUCAUUCAGCGCCGGAAGCUGAAGGAGAAGCAAGAAGCGGAGGAGACGCAGCCUCUGGUCGACGAGGAAGACGACGAGCUGCAAAGGAUCCUUGCUUCGGAAGUCGAGGGUACGCUAGAGCUGGACGAGUUCGUCGCGCACUCGAACGACGCGCCACCAGCCGAGGACAGCGUCCCAUCUCAGGUCGAGGCGGUAUAUCGCGACAUCAACUCCAUGAUCGAUACGCUGGGACUUAAUGCCCGCGCCGUCAAAGCCUUCACCAAAGGCCAUACCGAAAGUCGGAGAGAAGGCGGUCGAUCCAAAGAGGACCUUGAAGACCCUGACGACUGGGUGCUGUGCGAGGUCUCGGAGCUAGGCGAAGUCUUGGACAUGGAGCUCCACAACGAGCUCGAAGACGGGCGAGUGCAAGAUCUAGAUCGAGACGACAAGCUAGAUGCCUGUCAAGAUCUAGCUCGCGACAUGCAGAGGCUCCGGGCCAAGCAAGAGGACCUCAAGAGGGUCAUCAUGACACGAUUGGAUCCGGACCAGGUCGAGCUUGCCAAGACGCUUCCCCUGAGCGCGGAGCAAGCGUCGCAGCAGAACGACCUGAGGCGCGAGUUUGCCAACUUCACGAAGCUCCUCACUCAGGCCGAGGAGGCGUUGACGAUAUUGAAAACGCGAAUUGCAUCAGCCUCAAGCUCAGCAGGUCGCGCAGGUGCCAACGUACCGACGGUGGAAGCUGUAAUCAGAACCAUCAAUCGGAUGACAGCAUUGGCGGAGAAACGGAGCGGCGACAUCGAUGUUUUGGAGACGCAGCUGCGUAAGAUGCGCCUCGGGUCGACGAGCCGCGAAGGAUCACCAAUGGUGACGCCACUAUCCAAGAGGAGCAUCAUGCUGUCUCCAGACUCAACACCGUCCCGCAACCUGCGGCAGAGCUUUUCAGGAAGCGUCAUGUCACUGGGAGGGGCGGCUCGGGCAACGCCACCACGACGGAAGGUGAGCGGGUUCAGCCAGGAGGAGAAGGGCGGGUUGAUGGCGAAAAAGGCGAGGCGUCAGGCGGUACUCGACAAGUUCAAGGAGAGCGUGGACAAGAAGGGCGUCAGUGUUUGGAACAUGGAGGACAUUGAAUGAAUAGGUAAAGCCUUCGGGCCUGCAUGGGACUACCUAUUCGCGUGACGGAGCAGACGAGCCGCAAUGGCAUGUUUAGGUAUUGUGUAGCACAAAUGUACUAACAACAGAGCACGCAAAAUGCUCUUGCCGUGCAGCCCUCCUGGACUCAUGUAUGCGCUUCUACCCAGGUCUGGGCUACCUUUUUCAACAUUAGAAGUGAG